This is a messenger RNA of Pelobates fuscus (common spadefoot toad), 1073 nucleotides long. RefSeq names its product nth like DNA glycosylase 1 (gene NTHL1). Gene Ontology annotation, biological process: base-excision repair; nucleotide-excision repair; base-excision repair, AP site formation. The transcript has 6 exons. The record is from RefSeq and is a predicted model, not a curated record. Lineage: Eukaryota; Metazoa; Chordata; Amphibia; Anura; Pelobatidae. Bases 44 to 925 code for a protein of 293 amino acids. Gene Ontology annotation, molecular function: 4 iron, 4 sulfur cluster binding; DNA binding; DNA-(apurinic or apyrimidinic site) endonuclease activity. Gene Ontology annotation, cellular component: nucleus.
AGUUGUAGUUCGCAGCCCUGUUUUGCUGUGCAGAGGGGAGGCGAUGAGUGCAGCUCAGAGCGCUGUGCGAAGGAGUGCGAGGAACAGGGUGCUGGAAGGAGCCAGGGGCAAGGAGCAGAGUGGGCACAUAGCACAGAAGCCUGGUGGCGAUAAUGAUAAAAAAUCUGGUGGGGAAGCCAGGGCGAAAAGGCGGGUGCAGGUCGAAUAUGAGAAAACUGGGGGAAAUACAGAUAAAAAGCUUAAAUGGGAGCCAUCCAACUGGCGUCAGCACUUGGAGAAUAUCCGAAAAAUGAGGAUCGCAAGGGAUGCCCCCGUAGAUCAGAUGGGGGCAGGGAAAUGUUUUGACCAAAGCGCUGCUCCGGAGGUCAAGCGCUAUCAAGUAUUGCUGUCCCUCAUGCUAUCCAGCCAGACGAGGGAUCAGGUAACCUCCGCAGCCAUGUGCAGAUUACGGGAACACGGCCUGACAGUAAACAAGAUCCUGGAGACGAACGAUGACACCCUCGGAAAGCUUAUUUACCCCGUGGGUUUCUGGAAGAACAAAGUAAAAAACAUCAGACAAACAACGUUGAUCCUGCAGGAGAAGUACGGCGGGGAUAUCCCUGACAAUGUGCCUGAGCUGGUGAAACUCCCCGGCGUGGGACCCAAAAUGGCACACCUGGUGAUGGACAUAGCAUGGAAUAAUGUAUCUGGAAUAGGGGUUGACGUACAUGUCCAUCGUAUUUCCAAUCGGCUUAGAUGGGUGAAGAAAGAAACGAAGACCCCUGAAGAGACGCGUAUGGCUCUGGAAGACUGGAUGCCCAGGGAUCUUUGGAGUGAGAUUAACUGGUUAUUAGUUGGAUUUGGCCAGCAGGUCUGCCAACCUACAUCCCCUCAAUGUACCAACUGCCUUAAUAAGGACAUCUGCCCGGGAGCAAAGAAAAAGUGAAACCAAGAGAGGACCACAACGCAUUGGGAAGAAAAGGAGUACAGCGGAACGGUUAAACAUUAAUUACCAGGAUUUUCCAAAAAUUAGAAGAUGUGGCAAUGAAGAGGUUAAUUGCUGUCAUCAACCAUUUUGUGAGAGACUCUCUCCA